Molecule: messenger RNA, 987 nt
Organism: Melospiza georgiana
Lineage: Eukaryota; Metazoa; Chordata; Aves; Passeriformes; Passerellidae
Gene: GIPC1
Product: GIPC PDZ domain containing family member 1
Exons: 6
Coding region: 1-987 (328 amino acids)
Molecular function (GO): protein binding
Source: RefSeq, a predicted model, not a curated record
AUGCCGCUGGGGCUGGGCCGCCGCAAGAAGCCGCCGCCGCUGGUGGAGAACGAGGAGGGGGCCGGGGGGCGCGGGGGGGCCCCGGGGGAGCCCGGGGGGGCCCCGGGGGGGGUCCCGGGGGCGGCGCCCCCCCCGCAGCCGCUGCGGCCCCGCCUGGUGUUCCACACGCAGCUGGCGCACGGCAGCGCCACCGGGCGCGUGGAGGGCUUCGGGAACGUGCGGGAGCUGUACGGGAAAAUCGGGGAGGCCUUCGGGAUCCCCCCCAGCGAGGUGCUGUUCUGCACGCUGAACACGCCCCAGGUGGACAUGGAGAAGCUCCUGGGCGGGCAGAUCGGCCUCGAGGAUUUCAUCUUCGCGCACACGCGCGGGCGCCAGAAGGACGUGGAGGUGCUGAAAUCCGAGGAGGCGCUGGGGCUCACCAUCACCGACAACGGGGCCGGAUACGCCUUCAUCAAGCGGAUCCGCGAGGGCUCGGUGAUGGCGCGCACGCCCCAGGUGGGCGUCGGGGACGUGCUGGAGGCGCUGGACGGGCGCAGCCUGGUGGGCACGCGGCACUUCGAGGUGGCGCGGCUGCUGCAGGAGCUGCCCCGGGGACACCAGUUCAGACUGAGGCUGACGGAGCCACGGAGAGCCUGGGACGGGAUCGGGCCCCGUUCCGGGGGGGUCUCGGCUCGGGGGGGGCCCCCCCAGGUGCUCUCGGGCCGGGGGACGCUGAGGCUGCGCUCGAGGGGCCCGGCCACGCUGCAGGAGCAGCCGUCGGCGUUCGAGGAGCGCGCGGUGGCCAAGGUGGACGAUCUGCUGGAGAGCUACAUGGGCAUCCGGGACAGCGAGCUGGCCGCCACCAUGGUGGAGCUGGGCCGCGACGCCCGUGACCCCGACGCGCUGGCCGAGGCUCUGGACGCUCAGCUCGGCGACUUCGCCUUCCCCGACGAGUUCGUGUUCGACGUCUGGGGCGCCAUCGGCGACGCCAAGGCCGGGCGGUGCUGA